Molecule: messenger RNA, 1058 nt
Organism: Sander lucioperca (pikeperch)
Lineage: Eukaryota; Metazoa; Chordata; Actinopteri; Perciformes; Percidae
Gene: c2h12orf43
Product: chromosome 2 C12orf43 homolog
Exons: 6
Coding region: 78-842 (254 amino acids)
Biological process (GO): negative regulation of Wnt signaling pathway; Wnt signaling pathway; Spemann organizer formation
Source: RefSeq, a predicted model, not a curated record
UCCACACAGGUCUCCUCGACGAACAGACUGCAUUACCCAGAAUCCUCAGCUCAAAACAGACAUCACCACAGCGGCACAUGCUUUUAAUCAUGGCGGCCGCCGCUAAAAAGAUAGUUGCUGUUGACGACUCUAGCAGUAGUGACGAUGAAGCGCUUAAAAGAUGUCAGGAGGCAGUUUGGGACAUACGAAGUGACAAAAACAAAGAUGAGGACAGCAAUGUGCAACAGUCAAAGCGUGUUGUUGUCGCUGACCAUGACCACGAUGGCAACGAGCUUCAGGUCACCAAAGGCUUUCAAAUACACGUUGCUAAAAAGUUGGGACAUCUGCUUGACAGUUCCAUUACAGAGGUGGAGACUGAGACUUUAGCCUGUGUGAAAUCAGCUAAAUGUGAUGAUGAAGGAUUCCGUCUGUUUUCUACGUCAGUCCCGGGACAGACAGAUGAUGAUACUCCGGCCCCCGUGAGGCGUCGGCCUGUACCCAGCUCAAGUGACAGCGACAGUGAGAUGGAAACAAGGCUGAGGGAGGCAGCGGUGUCUGUCAAAGAUCUCUUACACACGUCGUCACUGCCCUCUACGCUCUCCACUCCCUCAGCAGAGCUUCCCUGCUCCGAAAAAGUCAAGAAAAAGACGAAAGUGGCAGAGGGAGAGGAGAACCAUGUUGUUAAGAAGAAGAAGAAAAAGAGGAAACCGAAUCAAGAAGAGAGUGAGCAGGUGGACUCUGCAGGUUCUCCUCUUAAUGCUCAAAGAAACGGUGACCCCAGGACCUCAGAGCAGGAACACACGCAAGUCAAAGUGAAACGGAAAAAGAAAAGGAAGCGAGAAUUACACGCAGAGGAAGAUUAAGCUUUGAACUGAAUUUCCUCUGACUAAUCUUUCACUGUUUCAGGGGAUGUUUGUUUUGUUAUCCAGUCCAGCUUGAAAUCUAUUUCCCGAAAACAUUUUGAGUACAUUUUUUAGGAAGCCACAUGUUUCCGAGCCUGCAGCAAAUACACAGUAAAUGCAUCUAAAAUGUGUAAACAAAACCCCUUUUUUUUAUUUUUCAUUAAAAAUCUUUUCAUA